Molecule: messenger RNA, 629 nt
Organism: Heterotrigona itama
Lineage: Eukaryota; Metazoa; Arthropoda; Insecta; Hymenoptera; Apidae
Source: the annotation of a GenBank genome assembly
AUGACGAGCAGACGGAUAUCUUUGGAUAUUAGAAUAAUUCAAAAAUUUAGAAAAAUUGAUCUGUCAUAUUCUUUCCGUUUAUGUACAAGCAAAUUAGACGUUCACUCUGAAAAUACAAAAAUUAAUCACUUUAUUGGUUGUGUAGUACAAUUUUGGGAGGCUCGUUACUGCAAGAGACAUAUCCGUGGAUCGAUUCAAGUAGAACCGGGAUAUGGGGUUGGAGUUACGGUGGUUUCUCCACCGCUAUGGUGCUGGCUACUGACAGGCAAUCGGUGUUCAAAUGCGGUAUAUCAGUCGCACCUGUGACCUCCUGGAUUUAUUAUGAUUCUUUGUACACGGAGAGGUUCAUGGGGUUGCCCACCCCCGAGGAUAAUCUGUACGGCUACAACCACUCGGAUGUGACCAGGUUGGUGGAAGGGAUCCGUAGCAAAAAGUUCAUGCUGAUACAUGGUACUGGCGACGACAACGUGCACUACCAGCAAGCCAUGGCCUUGAACAAGGCUCUGGUGGACAAGGACAUCAUGUUCGAGCAACAGAGUUACACGGACGAGGCGCAUGCUUUGUCCGGCGUCUUUCCUCACCUGUACCACACCAUGGAUCGAUUUUGGGCGAAUUGUCUAGGAUACUAG